UAUAGUAAAGUUAUUCAGUUAUAUAUAUAUGUAUAUACAUAUAUUCAUUUUUAUAUAUAUACAUAUAUACGUAACUGAAUAUGUAUAUGUAUAUAUGUAUAUAUAAAUAUAUAACGUAUAUACACAUAUAUAUAUUCAUUUUCAGAUUCAUUUCCCUUAUAGGUUAUUACAAGCUAUUGAGUAAAGAUCCCUGUGCUAUACAGUAGGUCCUUGUUGUUUAUCUGUUUUAUAUACAGUAGCAUGUAUCUGCUAAUCCCAAACUCCUAAUUUAUCUUUUCCUUCCCCACCCCCUUUCCCCUUUGGUAACCAUAAGUUUGUUUUCUAUGUCUGUGAGUCUUUUUCUGUUUUGUAAAUAAGUUCAUUUGUAUCAUUUUUUUAUUUUUUAUUUUAUUUACUUUUUAAAUAAAUUUAUUUACUUAUUUUUUUCAUAAAUUUAUUUACUUAUUUAUUUAAUUGGCUGUGUUGGGUCUUCUUUGCUGCACAUGGGCUUUUUCUAGUUGCAGAGAGUGGGGGCUACUCUUCAUUGUGGUGCGCAUCCUUCUCAUUGCGGUGGCCUCUUGCUGCAGAGCACGGGCUCUAGGCAUGUCGGCUUCAGUAGUUGCGGCACAUGGGCUCCAUAGUUGUGGCUCAGGGGCUCUAGAGCACAGGCUCAGUAGUUGUGGUGCACGGGCUUAGUUGCUCCAUGGCAUGUGGUAUCUUCCUGGGGCAGGGAUCAAACCUGUGUCCUCUGCAUUGGCAGGCAGAUUCUUACCCACUGCGCCACCUAGGAAGUCCUAUUUACUUAUUUAUUGACUAUGUUGGGUCUUCGUUGCUGCACGUGGGCUUUCUCUAGCUGCAGUGAGUGGGGGCUUCUCCUCAUUGUGAUGUGCAGGCUUCUCAUUGCAGUGGCUUCUCUUGUUGCAGAGCACGGGCUUCAGUAGUUGUGGCUUGUGGGCUCUAGAGUGCAGGCUCAGUAGUUGUGGCGCACAGGCUUAGUUGCUCCACAGCAUGUGGGAUCUUCCCAGACCAGGGAUCAAACCCAUGUCCCCAGCAUUGGCAGGUGGAUUCUUAACCACUGCACCACCAGGUGACAGAGUAAAACGUCAGACCAGAGAGCCUGUUUCUCAGCCGGUUUUGUCUGAGGGGGCCUGGCUCUGGGGAAGCCUGACUCUGGGAUCUUCAAGGGACUCCAGGUUGGGAAAAACCAGGGAUCCAGAAGGGCUUUUGGAAAUGCAGAGAGGUCAACUGAGGGCAGAGACAGACGCCCACAAGGAGACCCAUCCUGGGAAAAUGAGCCUUGAAGGUGAUGGUUUGGGGAUGGAUGAUGGUGUGCACUCCGUGGCCUUCCAAGAGACAGUCUCUCAGGGAGAUAUUCUCCCUGACCCACAGGGACCAGGAACAGGCCCCCUGAUUCAUAACCUCUACAGAUGCAAGCAGUGCGGGAAGGGUUUUAACAGGAAGUGGUACCUUGUUCGACAUCAGCGGAUUCACACCGGAAUGAAGCCCUAUGAAUGCAACGCAUGUGGGAAAGCCUUCAGCCAGAGCUCCACCCUGAUCCGGCACUACCUCAUCCACACUGGGGAGAAACCGUACAAGUGCGUCGAAUGCGGGAAGGCCUUCAAACGCAGGUCCUACCUCCUGCAGCACCGCCCGGUUCACACCGGGGAGAAGCCCUAUGAGUGCAGCCAGUGUCGAAAGGCCUUCACCCACCGCUCUACUUUCAUUCGGCAUAACAGGACCCACACUGGAGAGAAACCCUUCGAAUGCAAAGAAUGUGAGAAAUCAUUCAGCAACAGAGCACACCUCAUCCAGCACUACAUCAUCCACACUGGAGAGAAGCCCUACGAGUGCACAGAGUGUAGGAAGGCCUUCAGGUGCAGCUCAGAACUCCUGCAGCACCAGCGGAUUCACACUGGGGAGAAGCCCUACCAAUGCGCCCAGUGCGGGAAAGCCUUUCACCGGAGCACGUACCUCAUCCAGCACUCCGUCAUCCACACCGGGGAGACGCCGUACAAGUGCGUCGCAUGCGGGAAGGCCUUCAAACGCAGGUCACAUCUCCUGCAGCACCAGCGGGUUCAUACUUGAGAGGAAGGGCCUUCGCCCCUUGCUCUUUUGUUUUUCAUGAGGGGAUCCACAAUGGAAGGAAAAACCCUUUGAGUGUAAAGAAUGCUUCAGAGGGUUUUUUUGUCCACUCUUUAGAUGCACAAAUGGUCACAUGGGAGAGACACCUUGUGAAUGCAGUGGGUGUCAGAAGCCUUCAGCCCCUGCUCAUUGUUGGAGGAUUCAUACUGUAGAGAAACUCCACGAGAAGCCAUGUCACCCGUGGGUCCAUCUCCGUCAGCAGCAGAGAAGAACACACCGAGGACCGACAUUCUGAAUGUAACUAGAAGGGCACUCCUUAGCCGAAAGAAAAGGCUCGUCCUUGCCACCAGAGCACGUGUGGUGAAGAGGAGCCGCAUAGUUAUUGCCGUGAGAAAACCUUCUGUGACAGGUCACCACUUGUCACAUAGAGUCACAUCAGAACUUGAUGGAGCUCGGUCUUUCCCUGUGAGGAAGCAUAGAGAAGACAGAUUCGGGGGUCAUUGUGCACUUAUAGCAGCCUUCAGCCACAGGGCUCCCCCUUGCUUGGCAGUUACAAAGCCACCUCAGCAUUAUGUUAAAAAGAAAAAUAACAAGGGAACUCCCUGGCGUUCCAGUGGUUAGGACUCCACGCUUUCACUGCUGAGGACCUGGGUUUGAUCCCUGGUUGGGGAACUAAGAUCCCGCAAGCCCCACAGCAUGGCCAAAAAAAAGAAAAGAAAAGAACAAGGAUGUGGAGGGGAUAGAGAUAAAGACUGUAAACAUAUAAAGCAAAAAAUAAAUGCCUUUGCAGUUUCCUUCACACUUUCCUGCCAAACCUGUUGCAGUUUUUCAUCAGUCCUAUUUUUUGUGGGGCAGUGUUUGAGAGAGAAAAGGACCCCAGCACUUUAUUUUUAUAUGUGUUCACUGCUGUCCUGUGUCAGGAAAGUUGAACAGUGAAGGCUGCUCCACCAGCAUUUGUUGGAAGCCUUUGUUCCAAACAUCUCUAGCCAUUAGGAGCAUAACUCUGUGAGAAAUAAGAGCACUUGAGUCACGAGCUACAUGAACUUGUAAGAAAUUAGAAUACUGAAAAUAACAUUGCACAACACUUGCAUCUUAUAUCUAAGGAGAGAAUGGUCCCCAUAGGGAUGUACACAUUAAAAUCUGCACCCCUAAAGACUGUUGAAUAUUUUUUUAUACGUAAACUCCUGUUUGUCUGGUUUUAAAUACCUGAUACUAUCUCUUUCUUCUUCUUCUUCUUUUUUUAGUUUUAAAGAAGUAUAUUUAUUAGUAUAUGCACACAUUUUGCAAAAUAGAAACAUUUAGCAUAUUUAAGGAAAUUCACUCCAAAAUUCAACAAACCUCAGUGAAAAUAAGUUGUGUUUGUUUAAUGGCAGGCAAAUCAAUUACAUGAGUCUGUUAAUUGGCUGCAUUUUCAG
Molecule: messenger RNA, 3476 nt
Organism: Hippopotamus amphibius kiboko
Lineage: Eukaryota; Metazoa; Chordata; Mammalia; Artiodactyla; Hippopotamidae
Gene: ZNF550
Product: zinc finger protein 550
Exons: 2
Coding region: 988-2064 (358 amino acids)
Biological process (GO): regulation of cytokine production; negative regulation of transcription by RNA polymerase II; regulation of immune system process
Molecular function (GO): RNA polymerase II cis-regulatory region sequence-specific DNA binding; DNA-binding transcription factor activity, RNA polymerase II-specific
Source: RefSeq, a predicted model, not a curated record